CUGAAUAUCAACUUUGUAGGUGAUUAACAUCUUAUCACAGUUACAUUAUUAAGUUUGUUUAUCGGGAAUUCUGGACAGUAUAAUGCAAAGAACUCAUACUAACGACAGUUUGCUAUUUACAUUGUUUCAACUCUGUUUACAUUAUCACAAUGCCUCUGUUGACGCAGACGGAAGCCGAUGAUGAAGAGUACGUUUUAGUGGCCAGUAUGGAUAAUGCUCGCAAUCUGUCCAACAUACUGAAAGCAAUCACCUUCAAAGACCAUGCCAUUUUCACUGCUACACCCAAUGGCUUGAAGGUCACUGUGGAGGACUGCAAAUGUCUGCAAGCCAAUGCCUUUAUUCAGGCUGAGAUCUUUCAGGAGUUCACCAUAAGGGAAGAUUUGGUGGGUUUUCAGGUCAACCUCACUGUUCUGCUGGACUGCCUAAAUAUCUUUGGAGGAAGCGGAGUACCAGGAGUAUCAACAGCCUUGCGAAUGUGCUACAAGGGGUACGGUUACCCUCUGACCCUGUUCCUGGAGGAGUUUGGGGUAGUGACUGUGUGCAAGAUCAACACACAAGAACCAGAAGAACCAGUUGACUUUGACUUCUGCAGCAGCAAUGUCACAAACAAGGUGAUCCUGCUGUCAGAGAGCCUAAAGGAAGCCUUCUCUGAGCUGGACAUGACCAGUGAGGUGCUCCAGAUCACCAUGUCCCCCAACCAGCCGUACUUCAGGUUGUCUACAUUUGGGAAUUCUGGAAAUGCCCAUUAUGAUUAUCCCAAAGACUCUGACAUGGUGGAACUGUUUCAGUGCACCAAGACACAAACUGACAGGUACAAGAUGUCCCUGCUGAAGCCAUCCACCAAAGCACUGGCCUUGUCCCAUAAAGUUUCUGUAAGGACUGACAACAGGGGCUUGCUUUCUCUGCAGUACCUGGUCAGGAAUGACGAUGGACAGAUCUGCUUUGUAGAAUAUUAUUGUUGUCCUGAUGAGGAGGCAGAGGAGGAGUGAUUGCAGUCCAUUGAAUUCUCCUUUAAUUAAGCACUUUAACUUCAGCGGUGGCCAGUCACUUUGAAGGCAAAGAUGAAGAGGAGUGGGGUACAUGCAGGAAGAAAUGCUGGACUAACGAAUUUGUGGAAAGAUAAUGUCCGCUACCAGGCCAUGUUAUGUGCCUGUGUGUAGUUAGACCACAGUUCAUCAUUUCACAGCCAGACACAGAUAAUGAUUGUCUGUACACUUUCUGUGUAUUAUUUGUUAAUAUGGCAUUUAUUGACAUCCAGACAUUGUGUGUAACUUCAUGAGUCUACAGUUUUUAGUCCAGUUGCAGCUAAGUUCUGUUGUGUUCAGUAUUUAGUCUUGUGUUUAUGGAGCUUCUUUGACUCAUGCACUGAGCCAGCUGACCGCCCAUUCAAGACGUGGCGCUGUGAUAUACUGUAGUUCUCAAGGUGUCAGCUGUAAUGAUUAGACAGUGUGUCUAAUCUCCACACAGUAGAUGCACUACUUCUCUGCAGCUCUGCACGUACACUGACAAUAAUUUGUUCAGAGUAUGGAUCACAUGAUACCGACUGUUUGUUUGUUUGAAUCAUUUAUUUUCAUGACAUAGAAAACAGUUGUAGUCACUCCAAAGCAAUAAACAAGUUUUUAAGUUUUA
Messenger RNA from Scatophagus argus, 1629 nucleotides. RefSeq names its product RAD1 homolog (S. pombe) (gene rad1). Gene Ontology annotation, cellular component: checkpoint clamp complex; nucleus. Gene Ontology annotation, molecular function: 3'-5' exonuclease activity. The record is from RefSeq and is a predicted model, not a curated record. The transcript has 7 exons. The coding region runs from base 150 to 989 and encodes 279 amino acids. Lineage: Eukaryota; Metazoa; Chordata; Actinopteri; Scatophagidae. Gene Ontology annotation, biological process: DNA damage checkpoint signaling; DNA repair.